UUCUACUUCCAUUCCAAAAUGUAAAACGCUUUAUCUUGUCUCGUCUCCUCGUCUGAUCAAAAUCUGAUAGGGUGAUAGGUGAUUUGAAUUGAGAGAUAACAGAUAAGUAAUAUUUGUGAAAUCUAGUAGAUAGGAUCCGGAAAGGAAGAUUUAGUUAAAAAUCAAAUUUAAACGUCCUUUUACGUGUGCAAGUGAUCAAAUCAAUCUGCCAAAAUGAUGAGCGCUGAUAAAAUGGCGAAAUACCUGAAUGGGUGUGAAGUUAAGGAAACUGUGCAGAAAUGCCUGGAGCUUUUGAAACUUAUACCUGAAGAUUCGGAAGUGAUGUUGAGUGAAAAUAUAAUGGAGGUAUUGAUUGAUGCGGUGAGCGAUGCUGAAGUAGGUCUGAUCGAAUUCCUGCGGAAAGGUGGUUUGAAUGUAUGUCUAGCUUACAUCAAAGGGCCGUAUGUAGGCCUACGGUUGAAGGCCUGCCGUUUAAUUGCAGAAAUAACCCAAAACAAUUAUCCGGCUCAAGACGCUGCAUACUCGGCUGGAUUAUUGCCGAGUCUUAUUAAACAGAUUGAUACUGAUACGGAGAUGAAACAUGCCAUGUCUGCAAUAUCUUCUAUCGUACGUGGACAUCCUGAAGCCAUGAAAUUUUUCGUUCAAAAUGGAGGACCAGAAUUUCUUCGGAGAGGGCUGAGAGCAGAGAGUGUGGACAUUGUCAUCAAGUUCGCGUUCUUCGUGGGUAAUGCCUUUACUGACUGCCGAUCAUUGAAAGGUGAUAUUCGUGCUGUAGGAGUUGUUGCUAUUCUUCUGAAGAGGAUCGACAAAGCUGUGGAAAUUAACGAGGAAUAUCUUGUGGAGACACUUUUGGGUGCGCUUAUUGAUAUUGUUGAUGAUGAUAACCAAGCUAUUGAAGAGUGUCAACUACCUGAAAAUAGAUUGAGAGAAAACUUGAGGAUUUGCAAAGAAACAUACCCACCCUCACCAUGUUCGGAUUUAGCACGCUUCGUGCAAAUACUCACCGAUAAACUGUUUAAUGGUACUGUUCAAGAUGCCGAAUAAAUCUCCUAUUGACCAAACAGAGUGAAAGAGUUUCCUGACAAAAUGGCGUAUGUACUACCAACAUACAACUCUUUUAACAGCUUCAAAACACUUUAUCUUGAUGUGAUGCUUGAUGUCUAUGAAACUGUGUAUUGCAGUCUAUGUGUGUUUCUAUCUUGUUUGAUAUAUCCUAUAUCUCAUAACUGUAGUAUUUCAUAAUUCAACAAAUAUUCUAUUAAUUUAUCAAGAUAUUAAAUUGCUACCUAUUAGUUAUAUUCUAUUUCAAAUACAUCUAUUGGUUAUAUUCUGUUAUAUUCUCUUUAAAUAUAUAGACUGUUCCAUGUUUAAUUAUUUAAUUUUCUUAAAUGAUGGUGUGAAUGUGUUUGCGUGUGUUUUUUUAGCUCCUGCUCAUGUACAAAAGAUUUGUGAGUAGUAAAUUAUUAUUAGUUAGAAUAUACAAGGCUACUUUUUUAUUGACAAAAGAAGAGAACAUUAAAUAAAAUAUUAUUAUUUACUUAAAUUUUUUUAUCAUGUUUUAUCAUCAUCAUCGUCUUCAUGAUUAUUUAUUGUCAAUGUAUAUAAUUUUUAAUAUUACAUUAUGGAAGUCAUUAUUUUUAUUUUUGUCAAAUUUUAUUUAAGAAAACCGCUGUUUUUCUACUAAAAAAUCUCAUAAUUGUAUGGAUGAAUGAACUGUUGUUUUAUAACUUACACGCAAUUUAAACAUUGCAUUUUAAUUUGAACUUUGUCCAGACUGAUAAGUUCCAAUUUUAGUGUUGUUAGUUCACCUUGUUUGACAAAUGUGAUAUUUUUUUAUUUACUACUACUACUACUACUACUACUAUUUUACUACUUUUUAUAUAGGGCUACUACUAGUACUUGAUAUUUACUAUUAGAAAACUAGUACCCUUUAUUUUUUCUAAAACACCACUGGUUUUGGUAAAUGCUAUUUUCAAGUGUCCAAAUUUUAUUUUUAUCUAUCUCAAGUUAAUACGUUAUCAGAUGUUUUCAAUGGUAUAGUAUCUGUCACUGGAAUAACUUAAGAUACAUUCUCAAUUUCCAGCUAUAACUUUGAAAAACUGUAAUGUUGCCAUUAAAUGUUGUGAAAAAAUCCAUUUAAAUGUUGUGAAUAAAAAUUCAAAUCAAUCGCU
Molecule: messenger RNA, 2171 nt
Organism: Nilaparvata lugens (brown planthopper)
Lineage: Eukaryota; Metazoa; Arthropoda; Insecta; Hemiptera; Delphacidae
Exons: 6
Coding region: 214-1044 (276 amino acids)
Source: RefSeq, a predicted model, not a curated record